AUGGUUGUGGAGCAGCAGGCCCUCGUCCUGGGGGCUAGAAAUUUCUCAGACAUGGACGCGCCUCCGGCGCUGGGAACAUCGCCCCUCCGCCUGAGUGAGAAGCGCGGGUCUCCAGGGCCUGGGAAGCGCUCGGAAGACCGCGCGGCUUCCUGCAGCCUCGGGGGCCGCCCCAGCACUCCGCGCCGCGCAAAGACCCUCGGAGCUCUGGCCAGGGGCUCCGCCCAAGGAGCCUCUCCCCCACUGGACUUCCGAUCCAUUCUUCGCAGAAGCGUCCUCCCGCCACCCCCACAGGGCCUGGAGGGACCCUUCCGGGUCAGUUCGGGCCAGACGCACACCCGCAGGGGUCCUCACCCCUCGGGGUCCGCUCCCAGCAGGCCUCGGCAUCUAGUCUGUAAAGGGGAAGGGUCUCCUAUAGCUGGAGACCUGUCCCUUCCAGCCGCACUGUGA
This is a messenger RNA of Rangifer tarandus platyrhynchus (Svalbard reindeer), 447 nucleotides long. The record is from the annotation of a GenBank genome assembly. NCBI's taxonomy places the organism in Eukaryota, Metazoa, Chordata, Mammalia, Artiodactyla, Cervidae.